AUGUACGCUUCAUUCUCAGAAGAGGCCCAGAAGAACCGCCUCGAACAGCUACAAGCCGAGGUCAACGAGCUGCAGAAAACACUAGGGGAAAACAAGAACGCUGAGAGGAUAGUGGCCAAUCAUAUCCAGCUCCUGCACCGCUACAACGAGGCCAAGGACGCUGCCCAGAUCUUGAUAGGCAGGCUUGCUAACCUAAAGGGAACGACCGUUCGACAGAUUCACGAAGACAUGGACUUGCUCGACGACGACAAAACCUGA
Coniophora puteana RWD-64-598 SS2 is the source of this 258-nucleotide messenger RNA. RefSeq lists its product as uncharacterized. The transcript has 5 exons. Lineage: Eukaryota; Fungi; Basidiomycota; Agaricomycetes; Boletales; Coniophoraceae. Gene Ontology annotation, biological process: double-strand break repair via homologous recombination; meiotic DNA recombinase assembly involved in reciprocal meiotic recombination; meiotic joint molecule formation. The coding region runs from base 1 to 258 and encodes 85 amino acids. Gene Ontology annotation, cellular component: Swi5-Sfr1 complex; Swi5-Swi2 complex. The record is from RefSeq and is a predicted model, not a curated record.